CACACACACACACACGGCUGGGGGGUGCGGCGGCGGCGGGCAGCAGCAUCUCGGCUGCUAGACGCGCAUCGGUGCGCCUUGUUCAGCGGGGGAACGCGCAGGAUCGGCGCGCAGGAUGAUCAUGGACUCCCGGCUGGAGAUGUAGCUGCCAGGAUGCUGCCGAACAGAGUCCGUCUUCUGCUCCUGCUCGCCUCGGUCUGCACGGUUUGGGAGGCUCUGGCCAAAUCCGUGCCAGACCAGGGAGCCUUUGAGGUGCAAAUUAAAGUCCAGGUUUUUGACAACAGUGACCUGUCGCCGUUGGCGGAUGCUCAGGUGAACGUUCAUGGUAAUAAGACCCUUCUGGCGUCCGGCCGUGCGGGGAAUGACGGCGUGGUGCGAGUCAGCUUCCUGUACCGGACAGGCUCGUGGGUCAUCAUCACAGCCGCUAAGCGGGACUAUGUCACCAACUCUGUGCCCUGGCACUCCAGCCGCAUCCCCUUAUAUGCAUCUGUCAGCCUGUACCUUCUAGUUCAGAGGCCGGGAACUCUUAUCCUGUACGAGGAUGUCCUGCAGGUUCUGUCUGGGUCCCCAGGAACUCAUAACCAGCCGCUGGUGCAGCUCCAGAGAAAGUCCCUUCAGCUGCCUUCCACCUCCAAUUACACCGCGCUGUCUGCAGCACUGACCACAGCCAGGAGUCAGUAUGAGAUUGGAGGUUUCCCUUUCCUCCUGGGCCAGGACACCAACAGCUCAGGUGCAGAAACCGGCUGGGCAGACCUGACAGCGCUGGCUGUGGUCAGCGUUGAACUCUACGAUAAAGAUGGAAGUGCAGUCAGAGCGUCCGAUCCCAUCCACGUCUCUGUGCCGCUGCCUUCUGACACGAGGAACCGGAUGGCCACCAGUGUGCCUGUCUGGCUCUAUCAGCCAACGAGUGGACUGUGGGUUCGGAAUGGGACUGGUUACAUUAAAAAGGACGGUAAUCAGUUUGUGUGGAAUGUGGUGGUUCCUCAGAUGGGAUACUGGUUGGCAGCCUUUCCUUCAUCUUCAGGUUUCAGUCUGUCUCACCCGGGAUUGAGGGACAUCACCACCUACCACACCCUGUUCCUGCUCUGCAUUCUUGCUUCAUUGGCCCUCCUGGUGCUCAUACUCCUCUGUGUACUGCUUUACUACUGCAGGCGAAGGUGUUUAAAACCCCGUCGACAGCAAGGCAAACCCCACAUGUCCAAUCUGAAUGGCGCUAAAAGAGACCAGGGCACAUCUACGUCACGUCUAAACCUGAUCUGUGGAGGCCAUGCUGAGUCAGGCUCCUCCAACGACAAAUCAGAGUUAUCCCCGUCUCGAGACUAUCAAAGCUCAAGGGAGGACUUGACCAAGCAAGUUCCAGCCCACAUGCUGCGACACACAAAGGGAAAAAAUGCUUCUACUUCCCAACGAGGAGAGAGCUUCCCCAUGAAGGUCACACGAGCCACAGAAACCAACAACCUGGACAACCCUUUGCUGAGUGAGGAAUACAACCGGAGCUACAGCCCCAAGGAGGGUAAAGAUUUGGAAUAUCACAAACACCACAACGACAAUCGGGGAUAUUCAUCGGAUCCCCCUUCCCCCCCUCGCUUCCAGGGUUAUGUGCCAAGUCAGUCAGACAAACCUCCGGAAUAUUCUGCAGCAGCAGCAGACAGCAUUGCCAGACCUACUUCUCUCAACACCCAACCAGGUCAGAUUAUCUUCUGCAGCUCCAUCGACCAGAUGAAGGAAAACAUGUACCGAAGCAUGGUGCCCACCCUGGUUAUCCCAGCACACUAUAUGCGCAUUCCGUCAGAGUUUUCUAGUAAGGAUGGCAAAGACCAAAAGGACCAGGACAAAGACGCACAGAUGGGAGGAGGUCAACAUCACCACCACCACCACCAUUCUCAGAAACAAGGCCAGCAACAGCAGCAACAGGGAGGAUCCCAAGGUGACGAUUCCGAGGAACCAAGCUGGGCAUCGGACUCGUCUGGUGGAGCUGUGACCAUCCCAGUCCUUUUCAAUGAUUCUACAAUGGCUCAGAUGAACGGAGAAUUGCAGGCUCUAACUGAGAAGAAGCUGCUAGAAUUGGGAGUCAAGCAGCACCCACGGGCUUGGUUCAUCUCUCUAGACGGACGUGCCAAUGCUCAUGUGCGCCACUCAUACAUAGAGGCUGGGAAUGAUCUCAGUGGUGGGGGGUUUGGAAGCGGUUCCAGUAGUGCUCAAAGAGAUAUUAACCUUGAGCCGCCCCUGGAGUCUCAAGAGCGAAAAUCAGGUGCCAACAGGAAGGUUAAAGAAGAGCGUUGGGGGACCGGAGGGCGCAAGGGCCUCGGUGUACCCAGCAGUGGCGGAAAGAGUUAUUCUAAGCUGGCCUACCCCGACCACAGUGAACCCAGCAGCAUCGAGGGACGCCCAGUGUCCCCCGAGGAGAAUUCGCUCACCCCUCUUCUGGACGAAGGCGCAUCCUCGCGAGGAUCCACUAUUACCAGAAGAGGCCGAAGCCGUGUGAACAGCAGCCGCAGCAGCAACAGUGAGAACAGACGGGACUCCAUGACAAGUCCUGAGGACGAUCCAGAGGACAAAGACGAGAACAAGAAGAGCCCCUGGCAGAAGAUCGAAGACAGGCCUCUCAUGGUCUUCCACCCCAGAAAGUAAGCGACUUACUAAACACUGGACCUUCAAGACACAGAGGGGAGACCUUCCACACGGAAAAUUAAAUACAGGGGAUGCUUUCCCAGAGAAGGAUCCCAACAAUCACCACUGCUGUGCUGGUUUGUUUUCUGAUGGUUUGACGUUCCCAUGAUGUUCUUUGAUCAGUCUCAGUCCUUCCCUUCAUUUUCUACUGUUAUAGACUGAUUCUGUCCAGUUUUUUGUGCAUCCUUUUACAUGUCCAAACCAUGUCUGAGCCAUUGACUCUACUGACUUUGGAAAUAGCCAUUUUAUAGAGCAAAAUUAAAAGAACUUAAAGACAAUUUGAUAACUGAUUGAUAUUUAGUAAAUGUUUUUGAAGGUUAGGGUUAAGGUUACGAUCAGGGAUCUGUUCUUCAGGGUAACUGAACGUCUUUAGUUUUACUGCUGAUGGGGAAUUCCUCCAGAACCAGAGAAGCUACUUGGAUUAUUGUGAAACUUUAGGUGCCCUGAAAAGCAGAGCCUUCUUGUUUUGGUAGAAAGGAGAUUUGUAGGGGAUACAUUGAAAUGUAAAUAAAUCAGAUUCCCUUUUUGUGUGAAGUUUGCACAAAGUUUCACUUAUUUGACCUAAAAUGUAUGUAGAAUCUGUUUCAUUGGAAAAAAGCAGAAGUUGUCUAAAUCCUGAAAACGUUUGACACCAUCCAUCAUGCAACCUGCACUCGGCGGUGCACCUGAUUUCCUUCUGCACAGUAAUGCAGUUCAUCAUUUAAAUAGCAACGGCUGGCAUAAUCAAGCAUCGGUAGCAGUCUUUCACUGACUUCAUUUAUUUCUGUAGAGUUCUGCCAAAUACUUCUGCCUUUUUCUUGGACUUAAUCAGCAGACUUCUUGUAAAUAGCCUAACAGACAUUUGAUAGGUUUAUCCUAUUGGAAUAGGAAGGCUGCAUGCAGAUGAAUGUAUGACGUUAACUGAAGGCGCCAACAGCUGCCCCUCAAUGUUGGGUUCCUUUGUAAACAUCGCCCUAUUUGCCAAGAAAUAUGUGAAAGUCCGCCAAACAGCCACUUCACUUGAAGCUUCACUGCUGAGAUCUGCGCAGUUGCUCGUAGACGGGGCCUUUGCCCCUCUCUCUACUGUAAGUGCCUUCUUUCACAAAGGAUGGGGUGACAGGCAUACCCUUUAAAAUGCAGUUUUUGUCACCUUGACUUGGCUGUCGAGAUCAGCAGACACUAAUAAGCACACGCUGCAUUUUUGGCAACGACAACACCUGUCCCUCUGGAAAGCAUGCCGGCUAAAACGGACGACUUUCCUUGUGGCUGUUUCGUCACUGAUGAUCUAAAUUUCUGGUACUCUUUUUCACCAAACUUGUAAAUGGUGUGAUAAAUUCUUAGAGAACUGAUGUGUAUACGAUGUGCAUGUAAGAUGUAGAAUAGGGUGUUUUUAAUAAAACCUGUUUUUUUGUGAGGAGGUUUGGCAAAAAUGGGCUUCACAGACGCACUGACACACGUCGCCAAAUGAACUCUGCUAUAUGAAGAAACACCGACUUUUCCCUCAGUCUUGCUCUAACGAAACUCACUUCCGGUCGUUAAUGUUUACAAGAAUAACAUACUGACCACCACCCUCCUGCCGUCACUGCCUGUGGCACAUCAGUAACUGUGAACUUGAAAAUGUUUUCCAUUGUUCUUUUUCUUUUGCUGCAAAGUGACAGUUUGCCUUCCAAGUGGAAAUGUUGGGACAUUCACACUGACAUGUUUCUGUUGUUUGCUUGCUGUUCAUAAGCCUGUACCACCUCGCCUACGGCGCCAAUCUGAAGGAGAACCCUGCCAUAAACCACACGUCCACUGCUGUAAAUGUACAAGUUUAGAACCAUUUAUGGAAUAACUAAGAGUUGUGAAGUAGUGACUCUCCUGUCUUGGUUUUUGUUCUGCAGUCAAACCUGUGUUUUUGUUUCCUGUGUAGAUUUUGUGAAUUUUUGCAUUGGAGAAUAUUCAGGCACAAAGGAUUCAUGAAGAAAUGAAUCGGAUCAGACACUUCAAAGCUGACACCCAACUAAAUUGGAUUUUAAUCCAGUUUAGGAGGGUUAAAGUGCAGGCUCUCAUUCUGUGCAGAAAAACAUUUGCUUUAUCUACCCAGUCAGGAAUUUGUAAACUGUACAUUCAUUAUUUCUGUACACAAAACAACUUAUAAAUAAAUUGGUUCCCACUGUA
Molecule: messenger RNA, 4806 nt
Organism: Oryzias latipes (Japanese medaka)
Lineage: Eukaryota; Metazoa; Chordata; Actinopteri; Beloniformes; Adrianichthyidae
Gene: fam171a2b
Product: family with sequence similarity 171 member A2b
Source: RefSeq, a predicted model, not a curated record